This is a messenger RNA of Camelina sativa (false flax), 1630 nucleotides long. RefSeq lists its product as uncharacterized. Gene Ontology annotation, molecular function: U1 snRNA binding; mRNA binding. Gene Ontology annotation, biological process: mRNA splicing, via spliceosome. The record is from RefSeq and is a predicted model, not a curated record. Lineage: Eukaryota; Viridiplantae; Streptophyta; Magnoliopsida; Brassicales; Brassicaceae. Gene Ontology annotation, cellular component: U1 snRNP; U2-type prespliceosome; precatalytic spliceosome.
AUGGGCGCCAGUUCUAGCAAAGAAUCGGCCACGAAAGCUAGUUUACUUGGUAAGCGAAACCUUGAAGAUGAUUUGGAGAACAAACCGAUUGUGAAGAGACAUAAGGAUGAGACAACGGCUGAGGCUAAUUUAAUCUCAGUUAAAGAGGCAGUGGAGGGACUUGAUGAUGGCAUUCCCAUUCCCAUUCCCGAGGCAGUUGCCGUAACAAACAAGACGUUAUUUGUUUGCCGCCUCCCUCGCAGAACAAAAGUAUCAGAUAUCAUCUCUUUCUUCAGUGAUGUUGGAGACGUUGUUCAUGUUCGACUUAUGGUAGGCCACCGGUACAAGCAUUGUGGCUAUGCCUUUGUUGAGCUUGCUUCUGCUAACCAAGUAAAGAUGGCGCUGGAAAACAAGUAUGGUGAAUAUUUGCAUGGUCAUAAGAUUCUACUUUAUAUGGCUGAUUUCAAGUCGGAUUCAUACGUUCUGCCCAAGUAUUGCAAAGAAUACGAUGCUAGGUUUGAAAACUACAUUCGACGAGAACGCCACGUAGGAUUUCAUUACAAUGAGAAAGUAGUCGUUGUCGCCAAUCUCUCUCCCUACACUAACAUAUCAGAUAUCAAACGUUUAUUCAAAGGUAUGAGAGUUGUUAGUGUUCGACUUAUUGUGAACAACCAGGGCAAGCAUUUGGGCUAUGCCUUUGUUGAGUUUGCUUCUGCUCACUUUGCAAAGAAGGCUCUGAGAAAGAAGAAGAACGAUGAUAAUUAUUUGCAUGGUCAUAAGAUUUUUUUGAUGAGAGAACAUGAUGAAACUCCUGCUUAUGUUGAGGCAGUUGCCGUACAGAAAAAGACCAUCUUUGUCUCCCAUGUCUCUCCCCAGACUGAAAUAUCACAUAUCAUCAAUUUCUUCAAAGACGUUGGAGAAGUUGUUCAUGUUCGACUUAUUUCAGACAAAAAGGGCAGGCAUGUGGGUUUUGGCUUUGUUGAGUUUUCUUCUGAUAACGAAGCUGAGAAGGCGCUGGAAAAGAAGAACGGUGAAUAUUUGCAUGAUCGCAAGAUUGUUCUUGAUGUGUUUGAGGCUCCAAACCAUCUACCCAAGUAUAAGUAUUGCAUAGAUUACAAUGUUUGGUACGAAGACUACCUUAGACGACAAGAAAGCCUUCCAUUGGAAGAAGAAAACGAGGCAGUGAAAGGAGUACUUGAUGAAACUCCCGAUCUUGUUGAGCCAUUUGCGGUAACAAAGAAGACGCUCUUUGUUUCCGGUCUCUCUUGCCAUACUACGUUAUCACAUAUUGUCACUUUCUUCGAAGAUGUUGGAGAAGUUGUCCGUGUUCGACUUAUUGUAGACCACAGGGGGAAUCAUGUGGGCUGUGGGUUUAUUGAGUUUGCUUCUGCUGAGGAAGCAGAGGAGGCUCUUGAAAAGAAGAAUGGUGAAGUUCUGCGCUACUUUGAGAUUUCUCUUCAAUUGGCAGAGAUAGCAGCUCCAUACCCUCUCCCACCCAAGUACGACCUUGUAGAGAAGCUUUGGUAUGAAGACAAACUUCGAGGAGGAGGCCUUGAUUUGGCGACCAAACCUAACCUGAAGAAACCGAAGGUAGCUGAGUUCUGCGGUAAGAAGAUUAUCUUCUCUUGUGACGACGACUGAUGGUAGAAGC